CUGCUAUGGGUUUUCCUUUUCAUUGUUUCGUGUUCUUGUGGGCACAAGCCGUCGUGUUAUGUUAGUAGCCGAGCACGACGUGAUCCGCAUUCGCGUAUGGCCCAUAGUACGAGACGAUCUAGAUCUACGACUACAUCCAUCAUCAACCGGUCCGAGGUAUUUUGAAGCAGAGAAUGAAAUAGUCGCAAGUGAUCCUCAUCCUGUGUUAAAUUAAUUGGCCGGACGAGUUCUUUGUGGAGCUCUUCUACCGAUCUCGUCCAGCGCGAUACAGCAGUUGCAACAUAUGCAAUGAAUGGAAUUAGUCGGUUCCAGAAACAAACAGAAAGCAUUGAGUAAUAAUGGUUGAGGGGAUUACAGCUCUGCAACAAGUACAUCAUGGCUAACCGAGGAUGUGGUGGUCUGAAGUACAAGACGCAGUAGACGUGUACUAGAGGAAGACUGUAAGAUAUACAAAGAUAUCAUCUACUUCUUGUGGAGUCGUCCGUCAAGAAGUCGUGUACAACUAGUAGAAGACGAACUAGGAUCCAAGACCAGUCAAGAUAGGUGAACGCGCAGUUUUGGAGGUCGAAGAUGGUCUUCUGGCGCAGUUGAACGCCACUGAGGAGCGGUGGAACAUCUUCUCCACCAGGAAUAUCAUGAUGCAAUGGAAAUGUUGUUCUUCUUGUACUUGCGAAAAAUUUUCCAACUACAACAAUCAUCUAGUACCACGAAGAUCAUAUCAUAUUUGAUCAUGUUGUAAGAACAAAAAAAUGCAGUCCUUCUAUGAUGUAAAAUUCCAUCGGACAAUCAAGAAAUGGAAAUGCGGACGACAGGGACGUAAGAAUACGGAUUCGACCGGCUUCAGCGGGCUAAAAACGGUGAUCAUCGACUUAUCAUGCGGAUGCCAGCCGCGAGCUCAUCCUCGAAAGGAGGGUGCUCUUUGAUCACUGGUGCUGCCAGUGGAGCUAAGACUUCGGCUUCCUAUAAUUGCAAGCGAGCGACGCUAUGGAGGGCGAGGGUUGUAGCGCAGUUGCCAAAAGUCGAGCGCAGUUCUCAACGGUUUUGCGCUGCUGGAACUGCGCAAACGAAUCAUGCACCCUGUCGGAUAAGUCGACUCUUUCCGCGGUCGAGCCGGUUCUUUGCCAACGAUGCCGUUCCAGUGGCGAGAAGAGGGAAUCAUGGUAUCGAUGGUACGAAUCCGGCUCCUGGUGCAGCCAUAGACGAGCAAGUUGAUCGCCUUCCUCUUGUGCGUCGAAACUUCUUACAGCCGCUCGGUUACGAGAGAUUGACAGGCACGCAGGAGCAGGCGUUACCUUUUUUGUUGAACCCGGCGAAAGGCUCUGCGCUCGUACGCGCAGCAACCGGUAGUGGAAAGACACUAUGCUAUCUCCUCUCCAUCUUGCAGCAACUGGGUGACAGGCGCUUCAAGGAGGCCUUUCGGCCGCACACCGCCCAGAGGAAGAAAGAGAAUGCCAUUGUUGAAGCAACUAGUGACGGGUGCGAGCUAGCAACAACAGCUGGUGGAGUGCAGCAGACGAUGACAAUCAGCGCGGGUGUGCGGGCACUUAUCCUUGCACCAUCGCGCGAACUCGCCUUGCAGAUCUCCCACGAGGCGGCAAAAGUUUUCCCCCGCUCUGACGAAGACGAUGAAAAUGGGCAGCAUCUUCAGGACGAUUUGAGGCUCAGUUGUUUAGUUGGCGGUCUCAGGGGUCGGAAAGCCGAUUGCGCCGAUCUGAAGAAGCGCAGGCCAGACGUAAUCGUCGCUACACCUGGCCGUUUGCUUGACCACUUCGAGCAAACUCUGUUUUUUCAUGAUCUCUUCAAGAACCUGGAACUUCUCGUAAUCGACGAAGCCGAUCGGCUCUGUGACCUUGCCUUUCUUGACGAUCUAAAACGGUUGCUUUCGUACGUCUCAUCCAGUAUCGAUGCCGCGCCCCAAGGUCGAAGAGAUGAUGGUGGACCUGUACGACCUAGUGGCCAUCCAUUUCGCUACCUUCUUUUUUCGGCGACACUACCACAAGCACUAGAGACAAAUGUGAUUGCGCGGUAUGUGGACGGAUCGAUCCGACGGAUAGACUGUGUUGACGGACAGGCGGGCUCUGUAGUAAGUAAAAGCACUUCAUCUGGCACUUUCGGUGCAACGGUAGCAGGAGAAAGAACUUCAGAUAUGAAUCCAGUUGAAGUUAUGAGUGCGAGUGAACACGGCCUAGACGAAGGACAGUCCACUAAAGGAGAAUCCGUUUCCAGUUGUUGUACCACGCCGAAUUCGAUGCUACUAGCGCAGACAGCCGAAAUCCAGCCUGCGGAAAACUUGCUUGCAGCGCUGCACCACGCACUUCUACGGGAAAUGCGGCAGCUACCGACGAAUUACAAGGUGAUCGUGUUUUUCCCAACUGCAAGGUUAACGCAGUUCAUGGCAGCUUUUUUUCGAGAGUUGUUGCGGUUUCCGAUCUUGGAGAUCCACAGUCGAAAAGACGCGCAUCGGAGGCUCCGGACGAGUUGCGAGUUCAAAGCAGCCAAAUGUGGCGUACUUUUUAGUAGUGACGUAUCGGCACGUGGCAUGGACUAUCCCGAGGUCUCUUUGGUCUUACAGUUUUUGGCUCCCCACUCGCUGGAGCAGUACGUGCAUCGCGUGGGCCGCACUGCACGCGCAGGACGACCUGGACGAGCGCAUAUCCUACUUUCGCAACACGAAAUGCGGUUUGCGGACUUCCUAUCCGGUAGAGGUUUAGGGAGUGGAGACGUCAACGAAAAUUUAGCGGCACAGCCAGAUGAAGCGAUGACUGCGUCUGCGAAAAAUAGGAGUUCAUCCGCAAACUACAGCAAGACUUCUUCCAUGCGCACGAGGAUCAUGCAACACGUUGGCGCCAGUCUUCCCGCUGUCCGAUUCUUGGACACAGAAAAUUCCACUUAUCAUUCCGAAGCCUUAAACGCAGCCACGACUGCGUGGGUGUCGUCCACGACACUCAAUUCCCUUGCCAGCGCGGCAUUUGCAUCGCUGCUGGGUCAUUUUAAGCUGUACACCAACGUCCUGCAGCUAAAUAACGACCAAAUUGUGCAGGUGGCGACACUCGUUCUCACGGGAUGCGGGAUGGUGCAGAUGCCCGUGCUUUCACAAGAGCUCGCCGAAGGCUUGGGUCUUCAAGACCAUCCAGGACUCAAAAUUGCAAAAGACCUGACAGCAGAAGCGAUGGCAAAUGUUCCCACUGGGGGACCGCGUGUUGACCCAACGCUCCACACGCGAUCAAGGGGCCGUCGUGCAAACGGAGGGAGACAGAAUGCCGCGACAGCAAGGCAAAAAUUCCUCUAGUACCUGAAUGCAGGAGGAGUUUUUAUUACCCGGGGGGAGGGCGGCACGCUGCGCGCUUUUUAGUACAGGAGCGGGCAUCGACAUCCACAUCACGUACUAAAGAGAAAGUCCACAUCCUCUGUCGACGACAAUAAGACAAAAGCUAAUAAUUAAUGUGUGUUUCGCAUCCCAAACAAAGUCACAACAUCCAAGGAUGAGUAGAAUCACAUCUGAGGGCAUCAAGGGAAAUUCCAAUGACACACAGGUAAAUAUAACGAGCUGUAGUUUUAAUGGGGGAAAAUAUUUCAUAUUGUUCACGUCAAUCAGGUUGUAAACACGCGCACCACGCGACUAGACUUCGCAAGAUUCUUUUAAAAGCAAAGGGCGAUACUUGCAAACUCGAGCUCGACGUUAUAGAUACAUGUUGACUCGGGUGUGGCGUGGAAGUAGAAGACACCGAAAGCUGCACUUCACAGAGAAAAGCGAGUCGAAAGUACUGCGUCGAGAGAUUUGAUGGAGAGUUGGCGUCAUUGGAGCGGAGGGCUUAUCGGUACACCAAUAACGAGAACCCCCACAACUCAUUCAUCUCAAGGACUCUUCGGAGUCCAAGGAGCACAAUGCGGAUAUUAACCAACCAUCAAGUAGGAAAAGACACCAAGGAAAGUAGUGAGUGCGCAUUUCCGACAGAAUACAAAGAAUAUUUUUAGGUAGGUAACACCUAAUUAACGUGUGCUUGGCCCUUAUUCAUACAAAAAAUUGGAAGCGAAAACGAAAAGUUGCCGCACGUCAUAAUCACCGCA
Molecule: messenger RNA, 4068 nt
Organism: Amoebophrya sp. A25
Lineage: Eukaryota; Dinophyceae; Syndiniales; Amoebophryaceae
Source: the annotation of a GenBank genome assembly